Molecule: messenger RNA, 2262 nt
Organism: Cyprinus carpio (common carp)
Lineage: Eukaryota; Metazoa; Chordata; Actinopteri; Cypriniformes; Cyprinidae
Product: oligodendrocyte transcription factor 2
Exons: 1
Coding region: 326-850 (174 amino acids)
Molecular function (GO): protein dimerization activity
Source: RefSeq, a predicted model, not a curated record
CUUUAAUUGUUUGCUUUCAUUUAGUCUACAAUUCUUUACUGACAUUUGAAAUUUAUCUCCAAAAUAUUCAGAUUGAAAAUCAUGAACAUGUCGACUAAAUGUUUAUAAAAGCAAAAUGCCAUCAAGUAAACAUAUUUUCAAUAUCACAGUUAUUAUGACUGUAAAACAAUACGCGUCCUAAUAGAUCAAAACAGCACCUGUCUGUUGUUUGUGUGACGGGACGCAGAUUUGAUUGGACAGAUUGUUAAUCCUUCAAAAGUUUCGACAGGUCAAAUAGGCGUUUACUGCUGCAAACUCGACAAGGGCACGGACAAAUCAUACAGUCAUGUUUGCUGACAGAAUGAACAUCAGGAGAAUGAAUCCUCUGCCGGUUGGUGACCACGACUGUGAACUGCGCUUCCACAUCUCCAUGAGCAGCUCGCCCUACGGUCAGAGCCUCGGUGAAGGAGUUCCCGCGCACCCCUCCGAUGAAUUAACCUCGGGCCAUCCCAUAAUCGAAGAGACAGCAUCGGAGAUGGACAGGAUAAGUUUUCAGUGUCUGGAAAAUGGAUUUCACGGAGAUUCGGUGCCCAGCAGCGGAACAAUCAAGAAGCCCAGAGCGCUGCGGCUGCUUAACAAUGCGCGUGAACGGAGACGCAUGCACGAUCUUAACGACGCGCUGGAUGACCUGCGAGCUGUCAUACCGUACACACCGAAUGAAAACGUGAAAAAACUCUCCAAGAUAGCGACGCUGCUCCUGGCCAAAAACCACAUCCUGAUGCAAGCUCGGGCCUUGAAGGAGAUGCGGAGGAUAGUUGAGCAGGCCGUGACAAGGAAUACUAUUAUGACACCACAUACAUUGUCAGAUUGAGCCUUUAACGUGUUAUUUAUUUUUUAAUAUGCAAUUAUGAACAAUGUGACCUGUAGUUACACACCAAAAUGUAUUUCAAUUGCCCCCCCCCCCCCCACGCAAGUUCUUUAUGUAAAUAGUGUAACAUGAACACUGUAGGCUAAAUAAACUGUGAAAAGGGAUUCGUUUUUCUGAAGAAUGUGAAAUCUGAAGCCUCAUAUUCACAUUUUCUGUCACUUAUGUUUUGGCGAUUGUGGAAUUGUAAUCAAAAUAAAAAAUAGACAUUGCUGUCAAGACAAGUUUUCAAAAGAAAGGAAAAGUAGCCUAAAGAGUUUAGUUUUUUUUUAAAAAGUAGGCCUGUUUAUUCAUUUUAUGUAUUUUGAAACAUGCCAAAUCAUAAUUUAAGGUAGGCUAACUAAUCUAUCUUAAGCAGCUCAUCAUUAAAAAAGGAUUUAUUUUGAAAAAUGCAAAAAAUAGAGUAAAGUUUUUAAAGCAAGAAAACCAUAUGUUCCACAAAAUACUUUUCUAUAGUUCUUUGAAAGCAUGCUUUAAAAAAAUAAAAAACAGAAACCAUAUAGAAGAACCAAGUAAAUUAUACACUAUGAAGAUAAUGAAAAAUAUAAAAUUUGGGUCCAGUUGCAUGAACUUAUCCACUAAGACUGUUUUAAGAACUAUUCUGACUAGCUGUUAUAGUCAAGGGGUAAUGAGUCUUUAAUUUUUAAGAUCCAAAUUAGACAAAUAUAAAGUUUUAUGUAAACGACUUGAAAUGUUACGACCAGUCUUAAAGAAAAAUAUUAGACUAAACCUUUCAUGCAACCACCCCAAAAUUUGUAUCUUUCUAACCUCUUUAAUGGGAAACAAAGAAACACUUGAGCCUCUAAUAAAGUGGAGGGUUUAAAAAAAAAUACAUAUUCAUACCCUCAAAAUCGCUGUUAGCCUGUUUACAGAAUGUCAGUCUAUGAUACAAGUGAUUUUAUUAACAAAAUAAAUAAAUACGAAAAAAAAUCACACACAAUACAAAUAUGUCACAGACAAAAGUUUUAUUUCAUCACCUGUUUUGUCUAAGAAAUAACAUAUGGUGUGGUUCAACCUCAGAUCACCAAAAUAAAUAAAUAAAUAAAUAAAUACAUUUUCAUUGGCUCCUCUGGUCAUCAUCUGCACAACUUUGGCUGUUGUCGUUUUUAUGUUAUGAGGAGUGAAAGUAAACAAUAGAUGUAUUGUAUUGUACUGUAUUAUCUAGACAUGUAGCAACAAAAAUGUCCCCCUCCUUCUCCCCCUCCACCAGGGGGAUUUCUCAUCUGGUCCACAUAAUAAAGGUGAUAGUCUCAUCUAAUCUCUGAGUCUGAGACACAAUCAAUUAUCUUUCUCGCCCAUAUUUUGAUGCCCGUUUUGCAAUAACAGCAUUGUGUUAGAUAAGAGGAUUAGGCAAAUUC